Asparagus officinalis (garden asparagus) is the source of this 5834-nucleotide messenger RNA. RefSeq names its product E3 ubiquitin-protein ligase UPL3. Lineage: Eukaryota; Viridiplantae; Streptophyta; Magnoliopsida; Asparagales; Asparagaceae. The annotation marks the transcript as partial. The record is from RefSeq and is a predicted model, not a curated record. Gene Ontology annotation, biological process: protein polyubiquitination; proteasome-mediated ubiquitin-dependent protein catabolic process. Gene Ontology annotation, molecular function: ubiquitin protein ligase activity. The transcript is spliced from 17 exons.
GCCGAUGAUGAUGAAAGUGAGUCUGAUGCUGGCAUCCUACACCAGAACUUAACCUUCGCCAUCUGCGCCCUUCAGGGGCUGCUACGAAAACUUGGUGCCGGGCUCGACGAUCUUUUGCCAUCUUCGACUGCAUCCGGGUCGUCGUCGCAUCAGAGCGGGCGGCUGAAGAAGAUCUUGACCGGGCUGAGGGCUGAAGGAGAAGAAGGGCGGCAGGUGGAGGCGCUGACUCAGCUUUGCGAGAUGCUAUCGAUAGGGACGGAGGAGUCGCUGGGAUCAUUCUCCGUGGAUUCUUUCGUGCCGGUUCUUGUUGGGUUGUUGAAUCAUGAGAGCAAUGCGGACAUUAUGCUUCUUGCAGCGCGGGCGCUCACGCAUUUGUGCGAUGUCUUGCCGUCUUCUUGCGCUGCAGUCGUGCAUUAUGGUGCUGUUCCUUGCUUCUGUGCAAGGCUGCUGACCAUUGAGUACAUGGAUUUGGCUGAGCAAUCUUUACAAGCUCUCAAGAAGAUAUCACAGGAGCAUCCGACUGCUUGUUUGCGUGCUGGUGCACUUAUGGCGGUGCUGUCUUAUCUUGACUUCUUCUCUACUGGGGUUCAGAGAGUAGCUCUAUCUACUGCUGCAAACAUGUGCAAGAAACUCCCAUCAGAUGCUGCCGACUUUGUAAUGGAAGCGGUUCCACUGCUUACGAACCUUCUCCACUACCAUGAUUCAAAGGUUCUUGACCAUGCUUCAGUUUGUUUGACGCGUAUUGCUGAAGCAUUUGCCUCAUCCCCGGAGAAACUGGAUGAGUUAUGUGAUCAUGGGUUGGUUGCACAAGCUGCUGGGUUGAUCUCCAUCAGUAACUCAGGAGGGCAGGCCUCUCUCACUCCAUCAACAUACACGGGUUUGAUCCGCCUCCUGUCAACAUGUGCGAGUGGAUCACCGUUAGGAGCCAAAACCCUUCUCCUGCUUGGUAUCAGCGGUAUUCUUAAAGAUAUUCUUUCUGGUUCUGGUCUCGUAGCCAAUAUAUCGGUUUCUCCUGCUUUAACAAGGCCACCAGAGCAGAUUUAUGAAAUGGUGAACCUGGCUAAUGAACUUCUUCCUCCGCUGCCCCACGGAACUAUCUCUAUCCCUGUUCCUUCUAACAUUCUUGUGAAAGGAUCGGCUGCGAGGAAAACCCCUGGUACUACUUCUGUAAAGCAAGAGGAUGCCAAUGCAGCAAGUAAUGAAGUUUCAGCUCGUGAAAAAUUAUUGCAAGAUCAACCUGAACUUCUGCAACAGUUUGGGCUGGACCUCCUUCCUGUUUUAACACAGAUAUAUGGCUCCAGCGUCAAUGGUCCAGUUCGCCAUAAAUGUCUAUCUGUAAUUGGAAAGCUGAUGUAUUUCAGCUCAGCUGAUAUGAUCCAGUCAUUACUUAGUGUAACAAAUAUAUCCAGCUUUCUAGCAGGUGUUCUGGCAUGGAAAGAUCCACAUGUUUUGAUCCCUGCUCUUCAGAUAGCUGAAAUUCUUAUGGAGAAGCUUCCAGGAACAUUUUCCAAGAUUUUUGUUAGGGAAGGAGUUGUUCAUGCUGUAGAUGCAUUAAUAUGCCUUGAUUCUUCAACUGUAGUUCCUUCUCAAACAUCCUCUGAAAAGGACAAUGAUCCUUUGCCUGGAACAACUUCCCGUUCUCGUCGGUAUCGACGACGUAGUGGUGGUCUAAACACAGAUAAUAGCUCAUUGGAAGAGCUUAAAGGUUCUGUGCCUGGAAGUUCUGGCUCACCUCCAACCUCUGUUGAAGUUCCUAGUGCAAAUUCUAGCCUACGCUCUUCAGUCAGUACAUGUGCCAAAGCUUUCAAAGAGAAAUAUUUCCCUGCAGAUCCUGGGGCAUCUGAAGUUGGAGUGACAGAUGACCUUCUCCGUUUGAAAAAUCUUUGUGCGAAGUUAAAUUUCAGUAUUGAAGAUGUGAAGACCAAGGGCAAAGGUAAAUCUAAAGUCUCUGGGUCUCGCUAUUUCGAUAUUUCGGCUAGUAGUGAAGAGGAACUGGAUGGCAUUAUAGCUGAGAUGUUGGGUGAGCUCACCAAAGGUGAUGGUGUAUCAACAUUUGAGUUUAUUGGUAGUGGAGUUGUUGUGGCUUUGCUAAAUUAUUUUUCAUGCGGAACAUUUGGAAAGGAUAGAAUUUCAGAGGCUAACCUGUCAAAACUUCGUCAUCAAGCUCUCAGAAGGUACAAAUCAUUCAUUGCAAUUUCACUUCCCAUCAGUUUCAAGGAAGGGAAGGUGUCUCCAAUGACUAUCUUGGUUCAGAAGCUGCAAAAUGCUUUAUCUUCAUUGGAACGCUUCCAUGUUCUGCUAAGCAAUCAACAUAGAUCGUCUAGCAGUGGAUCUGCGCGUUUGUCUUCUGGUCUAAGUGCUUUAUCUCAGCCAUUCAAGUUACGUCUUUGUCGAGCUCAAGGUGAAAAAUCUCUUCGUGAUUAUUCUUCAAACAUUGUUCUCAUAGACCCUCUUGCGAGUCUUGCUGCUGUUGAGGAGUUUCUUUGGCCAAGAGUCCAACGCAGUGACUCUGGACAAAAGCCUUCUGGUUCAGUAGGAAAUUCUGAUGUAGGGGCUACAGGAACUGGAACAGUUGCCCCCUCACCGUCUGCGUCAACUCCUCCUUCGGGCCGUCGCCCUUCAACAAGAUCUAGGACAUCGGUAACAAUUGGAGGUACAGCAAAGAAGGAUGCUACUGAGGGAAAUCCAACCACUUCUAAAGGAAAGGGUAAAGCUGUCCUCAGAUCUACUGAUGAAGCAAAAGGGCCCCAAACAAGAAACUCUGCCCGUAGAAAAGCAGCUGCUGAUAAGGACACAGAGAUGAAACCUGCACUGGGAGAAUCUAGCUCAGAGGAUGAGGAAAUAGACAUGUCUCCUGUUGAGAUAGAUGACGCUUUGAUGAUUGAUGAGGAUGACAUUUCAGACGAUGAGGAUGAUGACCAUGAAGAGGUGCUAAGGGAUGAGUCUCUUCCUGUUUGCAUACCUGAGAAGGUGCAUGACGUUAAAUUAGGGGAUACAGCUGAUGAUCCUGCAAUUGCUUCUUCUGCAAAUGAUAACCAUGCACAACCUUCUGGUUCUGCCAAUAGAACAACUACAGCUAGAGGCUCAGAGUCUGCCGAAUUCAGAAGUGGAAGCCCGUUUGGUUCAAGAGGUGCCAUGUCCUUUGCAGCUGCUGCUAUGGCUGGGCUUGCAUCUGUUAGUGGCAGAGGGAUAAGGGGUGGCCGUGAUCGUCGUGGAGUUCCAUAUGGAAGCAAUAUAAAUGAUCAGUAUAACAAGUUGAUAUUCACAGCAGGUGGAAAACAGCUCAGCAAGCACUUGACUAUUUAUCAGGCUGUCCAACGCCAACUUGUGCUUGAUGAGGACAGUGAUGAAAGGUUUAACGGCUCUGACCUUCCUAAUGAUGGAAGUAGGUUCUGGAGUGAUAUUUUCACCAUAACUUAUCAAAAGGCAGAUGGUCAGAUGGAUAGGGGUUCCCAAGGAGGUUCAACUUCCUCUCUUUCAAAGUCUUCAAAAUCUGGCUCUGCUUCGAACUCUGGUGUUGAAACUCGUUGCCAGCACCUGUCCCUUCUGGAUAGCAUCUUGCAAGGAGAGCUUCCUUGUGAUCUAGAAAAUUCUAAUCCUACCUACAACAUUUUGUCACUUUUGCGUGUUUUGGACGUUUUAAAUCAAUUAGCUCCUCGUUUGAGACUGCAGACAGUGGCAGAUGAAUUUGCAGAGGGUAAAAUUUCAAGUCUUGAUGAACUCUAUCAAACCGGUGCCAAGGUUCCUUCUGAAGAGUUCAUCAACAGCAAGUUGACCCCUAAGCUUGUUCGUCAAAUCCAGGAUGCUCUUGCAUUGUGCAGUGGCAGUCUUCCUUCAUGGUGUUACCAGAUGACGAAAGCAUGUCCUUUUCUGUUUCCCUUUGAGACGAGGAGGCAGUAUUUCUAUUCAACUGCUUUUGGACUAUCCCGAGCUUUGCAUCGACUCCAACAGCAACAAAAUGCUGAUAACCACAGUUCAGUGAAUGAAAGAGAGGUCCGAGUUGGAAGAUUGCAGCGGCAAAAGGUUCGUGUUUCUAGAAACCGUAUAUUGGAUUCUGCAGCAAAAGUAAUGGAAAUGUAUUCCAGUCAGAAGGCUGUGCUUGAAGUCGAAUAUUUUGGAGAGGUUGGUACCGGAUUAGGUCCAACCCUGGAAUUUUAUACUCUCUUAAGUCACGACUUGCAGAAGGUUGGACUUGGAUUAUGGAGAUCCAGUUCUGGGCCAGACAAAUCUGCAAUGCAAAUUGAUGGGGAUAAAAUGAAAGAUGGGAACAUAGAUGAGGUUUCAGAUGCAAAGAAGCGAGGAUCUGAUGUGGCUGCUGAAAGCAGAAAUUUCAUACAAGCUCCUCUUGGCUUAUUUCCUCGCCCAUGGCCCCCUAGUACAGAAGCAUCUGAGGGAAGUCAGCUCUACAAAGUUAUUGAAUAUUUCCGUCUCCUGGGUCGAGUGAUGGCUAAAGCUCUACAAGAUGGUCGGCUUUUGGAUUUGCCGAUGUCGAUGGCAUUUUACAAACUUGUGCUCGGUCAAGAGCUUGAUUUGUACGAUAUUCUUUCAUUUGAUGCUGAGUUUGGGAAGAUUUUGCAAGAAAUGCAAAUCCUUGUUUGUCGAAAAAAGUUUCUAGAGGCAGCAGAUAGUAGCAACCACAAAGAAAUUGCUGAUCUACGCUUCCGUGGUGCUCCCAUUGAAGAUUUGUGCUUAGAUUUCACACUUCCUGGCUACCCAGAGUAUAUCCUUAAAGAAGGGGAAGAAAGCACAUUGGUCAACAUCAACAAUUUAGAAGAGUACAUUUCCUUGGUUGUUGAUGCAACUGUUAAAAUAGGAAUCACACGGCAGAUAGAAGCCCUCAGGGCAGGAUUUAACCAGGUCUUUGACAUAUCAUCUUUACAAAUAUUUUCUCCAAGCGAGUUAGACUAUCUGUUGUGCGGGCGCAGAGAAUUAUGGGAGCCUGCUACACUGGUAGACCAUAUUAAAUUUGAUCAUGGAUACACUGCCAAAAGCCCUGCGAUUGUUAAUUUACUUGAGAUCAUGGGAGAAUUCACUCCAGAGCAGCAGCAUGCCUUUUGCCAGUUUGUGACUGGUGCACCUCGCCUUCCACCUGGUGGUCUGGCUGCAUUGAAUCCAAAGUUGACCAUAGUGAGGAAGCAUUCUUCAACGGCAACAAAUACCGCAGCAAAUGGAACGGGAGCAUCUGAAUUGGCUGAUGAUGACUUGCCUAGUGUUAUGACUUGUGCCAAUUACCUAAAACUCCCUCCCUACUCAACUAAGGAAAUUAUGUAUAAGAAGCUGCUAUAUGCUAUUAAUGAAGGGCAGGGAUCUUUUGACCUAUCAUAAGAGAAAUUGAUCUUUUUAUAGCUCUUGCUAUACUGUGGGAUGAUCAGCCAAUGUCAGUUCAUCUGUCCAUUUUGAUAAGCAGUGUCCUUUUUGUGCAUCCUAAACUGAUAAUACCGAGGUCAGUUUGUUCUAUCUUUGGUUACAUGGGGCCAAUCCUUUAAUCAUUCCUUCACCUGUAUGUAUAAUGUCAAUUCUAUUUAAUGGGCAAAAACGAUCUCAUUAAUUUCCUUCUCCUUAUGAUCAAUAAUACCAGUUUUCUCUGUCAGCAAAAAUUGGUACACUGAUCAGAGUUGAUCCUCCUUUUGACUGAUUUUAACUCCAUGGGACUCUGAAGGUCUGGACUGCUACCGGCCAGUGCUUGUAAAUAACCAAACAUAAGAAAUGCUUCAUUUCAUUUUUAACUUUGUGCUUGUUAUAAUGUAUUGACAGAGAAUGAUAGAAAGAGAAAUGAUUACUUUUGAAUUAGUCUCAUUUGAUGAUAUGCAGACUUAGGUUUAUUUUUUGCUUUA